Molecule: messenger RNA, 3939 nt
Organism: Condylura cristata (star-nosed mole)
Lineage: Eukaryota; Metazoa; Chordata; Mammalia; Eulipotyphla; Talpidae
Gene: ZFR2
Product: zinc finger RNA binding protein 2
Exons: 19
Coding region: 1-2985 (994 amino acids)
Cellular component (GO): precatalytic spliceosome
Molecular function (GO): single-stranded RNA binding; double-stranded RNA binding; zinc ion binding
Source: RefSeq, a predicted model, not a curated record
AUGGCGGCGAGUAAUUAUUACGGCUUUGCGCAGGGCGCCGGCCCGCAGUACAGCCCCAGCGCGCAGCCUCCCCUGGCUUUUCCGCUCCCUGCGGCCGGAGCCAGUUUUCCCACGCAGCCUGCGAUCCUGACGUUUCCCCCCGCGGCCCAGUCCCCCAGGCCUCUUGCUUCAGCGGGGCACAGUGGAUACCAGCCCUACUCUGGCCAGGACAUCAGUUACAGCAGCCAGGGGCUGGCCCCCGUGUCCAGCGUGGCAUCUUCGUACCAGGACGGUUACGGCUCCGGCUCACCAGUGGCUGCCAGCAGCUGUGAGAAUAAGCCGUGUCGCCCGCCUUCUGCCGGCCAGCCUCCGCUCUCCGCCGCGGGCGCGCUCUGCCCGCCAGGGACGAAAGGAGCCUACGGUCAGCCCUGCGGGGGCUGCAGCCCAGCACAGCUGCCACAGCAGCCGCCCACCGCUCAGGAGGGCCAGGCAGCCAGCUCCACACCUGCCAGCCACACCUACGCCCCAGCCAGCGGCCAGCCGGCAGCCUCUGCCUCCCCUCUACCUCCCUACACCCCGGGCUCCUCUUUCAGCCCCGCCUCCGCCCCAUGCUCCGGCCCGAGCUACUCAGGCUAUGACACAUCCAUGUGCCCAGCUGCCAGUCUGUUCUACCCUCCACCGCUGCCCCCACAGAUACAGCCCCCAUCUGCCCCGGCACCCCUCCAGCCGCCGCCGCCGCCGCCGCCUCCCCAGCAGCCCCCAGCCCUCCCCAAGCCCGCAGACGCCUCCCUGUGGAGCAGCUCAGGGAGCAGUCCCAGUGCCAGCGCUGCUGACGGUGUCCCCAAGAAACCACCGGCCCCCAACAAGCUGCUGAGAGCCAAGGGCAGCCCCAGGUCGUCGCUGCUCCUCUACUGUGAGGUCUGCAAGGUCGGCUGCGCUGGUCCGCAGACCUAUCGUGAGCACCUGGACGGACAGAAGCACAAGAAGAAGGAGGCAGCUCAGAAGACCGGCAGCCAGCCCACCGGCAGCCCACGCCGGGUGCAGGCCCAGCUGCACUGCGGCCUGUGUGCUGUGUCCUGCACCGGGGCUGAGGCCUACGCAGCCCACAUCCAGGGGGCCAAGCACCAGAAGGUCUUCAAGCUGCACACCAAAUUGGGGAAGCCCAUUCCCAUCGUAGAACCAGCGCCGGGAAACUCCAGGUUGGCCCAGCCUGCCGGCAGCAGCGAGCCAGCCCCCCUCACCCCACUUGACCCCGCCGCCAAGCCCGUGGCCCCUGCCGGCCCCGGCACGCACACCUUGAGCAAGCCAGUGCCGCCCCAGCGACCCCCCGCCUCGCAGGCCGCACCCGCAGGGCUUUCUGAGGAACAAGCAGUGGGCAGCAGACCCCCUGAGCCCAAAACGGAGGAGCCCAGAGGACUAGCUACUGGAGGAGGCUCUGAGGAAGCUUCUGGAAGCUCCUGUGACUCGCAGCCAGUAGGCCCAGAGUAUGUGGAAGAGGUGUGCAACGAAGAAGGCAAAGUGACGCGGUUCCACUGCAAGCUGUGUGCGUGCAGCUUCAACGACCACAACGCCAGGGACAUGCACAUCCGGGGGCGGCGCCACCGGCUGCAGUACAAGAAAAAAGUGAACCCCGAGCUCCCCCUGGCACUCAAGCCCAGCCCCAGAACCCGGCGGGUUGUGGAGGAGCAGCUGCGGAAGCAGAGGCAGCUGACCAAGCGGCGGCUGGAGGCCAUGCGGCGCUGGCACAACCAGAUGAGGCAAGAUGACAUCUGCAGGAGGCGGCUGGCACAGGCGCCGGCUGCCCAGGAUGACCACCCGGGACACCCCAGGCCGGCCUGCCCGCCGCCCCUCAUGGUCAGGCCUGGGGAGCCCGCCCCUGCGGCCCUGCCCACUCGGCGGCCGGAGUCCAGCGAUGACCGGCACGUCAUGUGCAAGCACGCUGCCAUCUGCCCCACCGAGGAGGAGCUCCGGGCGGCGCAGAAGGCCAUCUCCCACUCGGAGCGCGCGCUUAAGCUGGUGUCUGACACUCUGGCUCAGGAGAGUUCCAGAAACCCAGAGCAAGAGGGCAGAGAGCGCAGUGGCCUCAACCCCUCCACUCGGAUCCUGAAAGGCGUGAUGCGGGUGGGCCUCCUGGCCAAGGGCCUCCUGCUUCGGGGUGACCGGAAGGUGCGGCUGAUCCUGCUCUGCUCCCAGAAGCCCACGCACACCCUGCUGCGGCGGGUCGCCGAGCAGCUGCCCCAGCAGCUCUUGGUGGUGACGGAGGACAAGUACCAGGUCUCCUCCGACCUCGAAGCCAGCAUCAUCAUCUCCGCCUGUGAGGAGCCCAGGAUGCAGGUCGCUGUGUCAGUUACCUCACCCUUGAUGCGGGAGGACCCCUCCACAGACCGAGAAGGAGUGGAGACGCCUCUGCCUGACCCAGAUGUCCUGAGCCCAGAGAAGUGCCUGCAGUCCCUGGCUGCCCUUCGCCACGCCAAGUGGUUCCAGGCGAGAGCCAGCAGCCUGCAGCUAUGCGUGAUUGUCAUCAGGCUCUUUCGGGACCUCUGCCGGCGUGUGCCCUCCUGGAGAGCCUUGCCAGGCUGGGCCCUGGAGCUGCUGGUGGAGAAGGUCCUGAGCAGUGCGACAGGGCCGCUGAGCCCCGGGGACGCCGUGAGACGGGUCCUGGAGUGUGUGGCCUCAGGGGCUCUCCUGACAGAUGGGCCCGGGCUCCAGGAUCCCUGCGAGAGAGGCCAGGUGGAUGCCCUCGGGUCCAUGACCCUCCAGGAGCGGGAGGACAUCACGGCCAGUGCCCAGCACGCCCUGCGCAUGCUGGCGUUCCGGCAGAUCCACAAGGUCCUGGGCAUGGGCCCUCUGCGGCUGCCCCAAACCAGCUACGGGGCGCGCUUCCGGAAGCGGCCGCGGGAGACCGGGGAGCUGGAGGAGGACGAGGCCCCCAGGAAGGUGGAUCAGCGGGCCCGAGGGCCUUGUGAGCGGCUGGCCUCCUGCGGACUGGGCGGGACGCCCCACUGAGCGGAGCGCACCCCCAGCCGGACAGUCCCGCUUUGCUUCGGAGUAAGAGUAAUGUUCUGUGUGUUUCCUUACAAACACUUGUGCUUUAGAUCAUUAAUCCGGUCACUGGGCAAUGGGAUUCGGGGGCUGGGGAGCACCCCUCACCCACACGUGGGCCUGCCCCAGAGGCAGGGUACAAGGUGCCCACGCCGACUUUAAAGUCCACGCUGGCUGACGUGGCUCUAAACUCCCUGCGGCCUCCCAGGAUGUGGCUUUCUAAGCGCCUUCCUUGCACGCUCCAUCCAUGAGUGGACUUGACAUCACGUGGGUCGAGCCCUCUGGGGGAUGCUGGUCUGGAAGACUCAGGAACAGGUAGUGGGGAGCAGGGCUGGGUGCUGGGCGCUAGCUCUCGGGUGUGCCCAGACUGGGUCCGCUCCCCUCCUCAGCCUGCGAGGCUCCCCGGAUCGGAGGUCUUGGGGCCUGAGCCGAUCUCAUGCCCUGUUCCAUGUGGGGAGUGAGACUGGGCCAGGGGGUGCUGAGCAUGAAGGCCGGCACUGCCCCUGCCCCCCAGAAACAUCGUGGCCUGACACUGGUCACCCUGACCAGGAGACCCCCUCAGCCCUGUACCACUGUGUGCCUUCUCCAGAACAGAGGGGUUGCUCUCUAAAGUCCAUCUGGGCCUGGGCUUGGCCUCUGACCUGGGUCCAGCUGGGUCUGAGUCAGGGGUCUCCAGGCCCAACCUAGUGGGACAGGGUGUGGGCGCCAUGCCUGCUACUGGGCAUGGGGGUCCCCGGCUCCCAUCAGUCCUAGCCUCACUUUUCCUUGGCCUUCUGCCCAGGGACAGUGAAGUGUCCACGUUGGGUGGAAGCCUCCUUGACUUCAUGCCUGGCCCUCUGGCCUCCAUGUGGCUUUGCGCUGAUGUCUUGUAGAGCCGCCUGGCACUUGGGGGCGGGGCAAUAAAGGCACUUGCUCUUC